UGUCUCUCAAAAAUAAAUAAACACUGAAAAAAAUUUAAAAAAAAAAACCUGUAGUACUGGCAUAAAGAUAGACUUAAAGACCAAUGGAACAGAAUAGAGCCCAAUAAACCCUCGCAUAUAUGAUCAAAUGAGCUUCAACAAGGGUACCAAGAACAUACAAUAGGGCAAGGACAGUCUCAACAAAUGGUGGUGGGGAAACUGGAGAUCCAAACGCAAAAGACUGAAGUUAGACCUUACCUUACGCCACAUACAAAACUUAACUCAAAACGGAUUAAAGGCCUAAAUGUGAGAUCUAAAACUAUAAAACUCCUAGAAGAAAACACAGCGAAAAGUUUCGUGACAGUGAAUCUGGCAAUGAUUUCCUGGAUGUGACACCAAAAGCACGGGUAACAGAAGCAAAAGUACACAAAUGGGACCACAGCAAACGAAGACUGCCUUCAAAGGGAAGCCGCCUCUGCCGCUCAGGCACCCUCGCCCACACUCCUCGCCCCGGCACCUGCCUCAGCCUCGGUAAGGGGCUCCCCACAGUCAGCUGAAGGCUGCCCCAGAGAGUCCUAAACGCAGUUGUCCAGACACUGGACUUCUCAGAAACAAGGCGUUCUCCUAUGAGGGAAUUUCAGUUUCUCUUUCCUUCUCGGCACAAGUCCAGGGAAGGGACUCGUCAGAGGCCCUUUCUCUGCGGCUCAGGCGGCCUCGCCCACACCCACGUGCUCACCUGCUUCAGCGACCGGCUCUGCCUACUUAGGCCUUUUCAGGCCCAGUGGAGAUUCCAAUUUCCACUUGCCUUUUCACUUUACAUACAUCAGCUGGGAUUGCCCAGCGAGCCUGGCUAAAAGCGGAGCCAUGCGGCCGGGGAAGCAGUCGAGAUCGGGCCAUGGCUCCAGCUUGGGUUGUGGUGCUGGUGACCGCGGUGCUGGGCUUGACCAGCGCGGGCCCUGUCCCCACUUCCAGGCCCCCCCCAACCAGGAGGGGCUGCCACGUGGGCCAGUUCCCAUCUCUGUCGCCGAGGGAGCUAGAAGCCUUCAAGAAGGCCAGGGACGCCUUAGAAGAGUCACUCCCGCUGAAGAACUGGAGCUGUGGCUCUCGCCUCUUCCCCAGGACCAGGGACCUGAUUCGACUGCAGGCCUGGGAGCGCCCCGCGGCCUUGGAGGCUGAACUAGACUUGACGCUGAAGGUCCUGGGGAACAUGACCGACUCAUCCCUGGGCGUCGUCCUGGACCAGCCCCUUCGUGUGCUGCGCCACAUCCACUCCGAGCUCCAGGCCUGUGUCCGGGAGCAGCCCACGCCAGGACCCAGACCCCGCAGCCGCCUGCACCACUGGCUGCACCGGCUCCAGAGGGCCCCGGAGGAGUCCCAGGGAUGCCUCGAGGCCUCCGUCACGUUCAACCUCUUCCGCCUCCUCACGCGGGACCUGAAGUGUGUCACCGGUGGAGACCUGUGCGUCUGAAAACCUGGACCCGACCCCAGCCCGUCCGGGACCCAGACCUUCUGUAUGCACCAGGCCUCAUCCUUCCUUAAGUUAUUUCCUUUCAAUCCCUUAUUUAUGGACCUGCAGCCCCGCUCCAUAGCCAUAAGAAAUGUUUAUUUUUCUACUUUUGUGCAAUGUGCAGCAAAUAAACAGUAAGGAAGAGAGAAAAAAAAAAGAGCCAACUACUCUGGAGAUGGAGAGAACAGAGGAACAUGUUAAACAACAGUGGGAGCUGCAAUCGGCAAAGUGCAGACUCUAGCGAACUCUAAAGGACUAAAAAUCCAGCUUGACAAAAACAUUUCAAGGAAAAAAAAGAGAAAGGGUCCCUACACGCUACAGGAACAGCUUUGAGGGUAACGGUGAUUUAAAGGUCUAUCCACGAAAUGCAAUGUGGAGACCUUAUUUGAGCCCUGAUACAAACUGUUUUUAAAAUAUGAAUUUAGGGGCACCUGGGUGGCUCAGUCGGUCGAGCGUCCAACUUCGGCUCAGGUCAUGAUCUUGCAGUUCGUGAG
Leopardus geoffroyi (Geoffroy's cat) is the source of this 1980-nucleotide messenger RNA. Its product is annotated as interferon lambda-1-like. Gene Ontology annotation, biological process: defense response to virus; positive regulation of immune response; innate immune response. NCBI's taxonomy places the organism in Eukaryota, Metazoa, Chordata, Mammalia, Carnivora, Felidae. The record is from RefSeq and is a predicted model, not a curated record. The coding region runs from base 875 to 1447 and encodes 190 amino acids. Gene Ontology annotation, molecular function: cytokine activity. The transcript has a single exon.